Messenger RNA from Colias croceus (clouded yellow), 1108 nucleotides. Its product is annotated as zinc finger protein 267-like. Gene Ontology annotation, cellular component: nucleus. The record is from RefSeq and is a predicted model, not a curated record. The transcript has 6 exons. NCBI's taxonomy places the organism in Eukaryota, Metazoa, Arthropoda, Insecta, Lepidoptera, Pieridae. Gene Ontology annotation, biological process: regulation of transcription by RNA polymerase II. The coding region runs from base 141 to 989 and encodes 282 amino acids. Gene Ontology annotation, molecular function: DNA-binding transcription factor activity; RNA polymerase II cis-regulatory region sequence-specific DNA binding; zinc ion binding.
AAGUAAAAUCAAAAAUGUAAAUAAACAUGCACUCAACGUGCACUCAACUCAUUUUUUCGAUAUUAUGACUUUAAAUAGUAAAUUUUCCUAAUAUUAAUGUAUUUAUUUUUAUUAGUUUGAACUUUCAUAAGCGUAUUGUGAUGGAAAUCCUAGAAAACAUUUGUCUUGUAUGUUUGCAAACAAAACACGAAAGAAUAUCCUUCUUCAAUAAGAUUGCAGGAACAUCUCCAUAUGAAAAGGUGGUGAAAUAUACAAGUUUCAGUAUCAAGCCUUAUGAUGGGCCGGCGUGGAUUUGUAAAGAUUGUGUUAAUGAAUUGGUUGUAGUAGAAAAGUUUGUAGCCAAAUGUGAACAAUCCAAUGAAGUAUUGUGCGACUAUUUUAGCCAUGAAAAUGUUUCAGAUGCUGUGGACAUUGUUACAAAUAAGGCUGCUGCAAUUAAUGAGGAACCAGAAUGUGAUGACACCUGUGUUAAUAUAAAUGAUAGCUCAUUUGAAAGGAGAGAUAAACCAAGUGUUGACCAUAGCCCUAACAAGAAAAGUGAGCGAGUCAGAAGAGUAUGCCCUGUGUCUGGAUGUCACAAGUCAUUCACAACUAAGACCAACCUGUCCACACAUUUGAGAAUACAUAAUGGCGACCGGCCGUUCCCGUGUCACGAGUGCGGGAAGGCGUUUAGAAGUAAGAACACUCUCAACAAUCACAUGAGAAUACAUACUGGUAUAAAGCCCUACAUCUGCCCGACGUGCGGCAAACAGUUCAGCACGAACAAGCUGAGCGCACACAUGCGCACGCACGCGGCGCGCACACACACGUGCGCCGUGUGCACACGCGCGUUCACGCACACACGCGCACUAGUGUUACACGCACGCACACACGCGCCGCCCGUGCGCAAGUAUGUGUGCGUGGCGUGUGACGUCACCUACAAUCAUAAACAGUCGCUGAAUAAGCAUGUGCGGAAGAGACAUACGCAGGAGUCGAUGGCAUCCGGGUGAUAAACAUAGAUUAGUUAUUAUAUUUAAUAAGGUUGUGUUAUCUAGUCAUUUAUUUAAAUAAAUUAUUCUCAAUUUACAAUUUUUAUUUGAAAUUUGUGGCAGGUAAUGUUAUGACAUUU